Molecule: messenger RNA, 2086 nt
Organism: Toxotes jaculatrix (banded archerfish)
Lineage: Eukaryota; Metazoa; Chordata; Actinopteri; Toxotidae
Gene: dnajb4
Product: DnaJ heat shock protein family (Hsp40) member B4
Exons: 3
Coding region: 215-1237 (340 amino acids)
Cellular component (GO): cytosol
Molecular function (GO): protein-folding chaperone binding
Source: RefSeq, a predicted model, not a curated record
GGAUAAAUAACAGAGGGUCCACGGCGUUGACUAACCGUCUCUAAAUGGUCUUCAUCCUGCACUAUAUGUCUGUCUGGGGCUUCUUACUGUUUAUCAGUCCAGACUGAGGCCGCUUCAUUGCUGUGACAACCAUCCGUCGACCAGGCUCAGACCGGUCUACCAGGACUUCUCCGAGGGCUAUUCUUGUUUUUUUUUUUCCUUGUGUGCGUAAAAAAUGGGUAAAGAUUACUAUAAAACGCUGGGUAUCUCUAAAGGAGCCACUGACGAGGAUAUAAAGAAAGCUUACAGAAAACAAGCGCUGAAAUGGCACCCGGACAAAAACAAGUCUGCAGCCGCCGAGGAGAAAUUUAAGGAAAUCGCCGAGGCAUAUGAAGUCCUGAGCGACCCGAAGAAAAGGGAAAUUUAUGAUCAGUACGGAGAGGAAGGUCUCAAGGGAGGAAGCGGACCCACCAGUGAUGGACAGGGCAGCACUUUCACCUACACCUUCCAUGGGGAUCCUCACGCCACCUUCGCCACUUUCUUUGGUGGUUCAAACCCCUUCGAGAUGUUCUUUGGGCGUAAAGCCAAUGGGCGAGACGACGAGGACAUGGAGGUGGAUGGAAAUGACCCCUUCGGCUCCUUUACUAACUUCAACCUGAACGGCUUCCCUCGGGACGGCCACAUUGGCCUGGGAGGGCAGCAGCGCCGGAAGCAGGACCCAGCCAUCAUCCACGAACUGAGGGUCUCCCUGGAGGAGGUCUUCCAUGGCUGCACCAAGAGGAUGAAAAUCUCUCGCAAGAGGCUAAAUCCAGAUGGCAGGACCAUGCGCAACGAGGAUAAGAUUCUCGCUAUCGAGAUCAAGCGGGGCUGGAAAGAGGGAACCAAGAUCACGUUCCCGCGGGAGGGAGACGAGUCGCCGAACACCAUUCCUGCUGACAUUGUUUUCGUCAUCAAGGACAAGCCACAUCCUCACUUUAGGCGGGAAGGAUCCAACAUUGUGUAUCCUGUUCGCGUGAGCUUACGACAGUCAUUGUGUGGAUGCUCGGUUACCGUGUCGACGAUAGACGGGAAGACGUGCAACAUGAAGAUCACAGACGUCAUCAAGCCUGGCAUGAGAAAGACUGUUGCCGGACAGGGUCUCCCCUUCCCCAAAAACCCCGAGCAGAGAGGAGAUCUGGUGGUGGAGUUUGACGUGAACUUUCCUGACACGUUACCCGGCAACGCCAAGGACGUCCUGAAACGGCAUUUACCUGCUUAGGACGAAGGACACGGACUGAACGAGGGGAGAUAACCGCAUGACAGCACUCCUCUUUGUUACCAAACACACACACACACACGCACAAACACACACAAGGACAGUUCUGACAGCUCACAGAUGGACCCCUUGCUGACGAAUGUGCAAUUUCUAUUUUUGAGCUCUUUGGUGUUUUUAUAAAUGCCAUGCAUGCUGCCAAGCUGAUACAGGUGAUAGACUGUCUGGGUUGUUGAUUUCUGAAAGUACACAUUUUAUGUACGUGGGUCUUUUCCACUAUCACUUUAUCUUUAUGUUUGUUGGAAGUAUUUGGCUGUGAAUGAGUCUACAGUUGCCAAAAAAAAGUCCCAGUGAUCCUGGGAAAACAGUAGUGCCAAACUGUACAUUUUCAAGCUCUCAUUUUAGAUUUGACCGGCUUCAUGACUGACAUUUUAUUUUAAUCAGUGUGGAGGCCGUCUUAGAAUCUGUGUACAAGUCAUUCAGGAGGAAAGUGGUUGAGUGAACUCAUCUGGAUCGUCAUGUGUGCAUUUUAGAAUCUUACAUGUGAAGAUGCUGAACUUGAAUUUUAAAAUAAAUAUUUCCACAUGAACUGAUCUUGAGCUGUUUCAGUCAUGGAGAAGAGAGAGACUGAGCCCUCCUCCAUGAAACAAACAGAGCAUUAACAAUAAUCACUUUUAAAACCACUGUUUAAAACACUGCUUAGGCUUAUUUAUAGUCAGUCUGCAUAGCAAUAUUACACAAAAUGGGCUCUUCAGAAAUGCAGUAUAUUUUGAUAGUCAAAUGUGAAUUUUUUGAUGUUGUAAAGCUUAUAUGGUAAAAUUUCAAAUGAUCAAAAUUAAAAAUAAAUUGACUGAA